Messenger RNA from Paramormyrops kingsleyae, 942 nucleotides. RefSeq names its product olfactory receptor 2F1-like. Gene Ontology annotation, cellular component: membrane. Gene Ontology annotation, biological process: G protein-coupled receptor signaling pathway; detection of chemical stimulus involved in sensory perception of smell. The record is from RefSeq and is a predicted model, not a curated record. Gene Ontology annotation, molecular function: G protein-coupled receptor activity; olfactory receptor activity; odorant binding. NCBI's taxonomy places the organism in Eukaryota, Metazoa, Chordata, Actinopteri, Osteoglossiformes, Mormyridae.
UCACCUAAAAUGGAAAACUCAUCUCGUGAAAUAUUUUUUUUUCUCAGUACUUUAAACGACACAAAAUCAAACAAACUGAUUUAUUUUUCCUGUUCAUUUAUCAUCUACUUGCUUACAAUUUUUGUUAACUUGACUCUGGUUGUGACUGUUAUGCUGGACAGAGUUCUGCAUGAGCCCAUGUACAUCUUCCUGUGUAAUCUGUGUAUCAAUGGGAUUUAUGGUGCUACAAGUUUUUACCCAAAGUUUCUGUUGGACCUCUUAUCAGAAUCUCACAUUAUCUCAUACAAUGCAUGCUUAGCUCAAAUUUGUUUGGUUUACACAUAUGUGUUUUGUCAGCUUUCCAAUCUAACAGUAAUGGCUUAUGACAGGUAUGUUGCAAUAUGUAAACCCCUGCAGUAUCACUCCAUUAUGACCCAGGGGAAGGUGGGGAAAUUGCUGCUGGUACCCUGGCUGAUAUCUUUUUGUGAGACAUUAGUUGGGUAUAUCUUGAUGGCUAAGUUACCUUUGUGUGGCUUCAAAAUUGAUAAACUUUAUUGUACCAGCUGGGAUGUGGUGAAGCUCUCCUGUGUAGACACCAGUGUGAAUAAUCUAUAUGGAUAUACAAUAGUCAUCUCUCAUUUCAUCCAAGCACUACUGAUUGUAAUCUCCUACUCCCACAUCAUCAGGACAUGUGUGCGAUCAAAAGCAGAACAGAGCAAGUUCAUGGAGACCUGUCUGCCCCAUGUGAUCACUCUGACUACCUUCUGUCUAUCUGCUGCAUUUGAUGUCUUAUAUGCUCGUUAUGGAUCCAGCAGCAGCCUGCAGGGUCUCCGUAACUUCUUCUCCAUAGAGUAUCUGAUCAUCCCUCCUCUGCUGGACCCCCUCAUUUACGGCCUGAAGCUGAAGCAGAUUCGUCGGAGUGUCUGGAGGCUGCUCAGCAGGAAAGUCAGUGCCCUGACAUAG